Tetrahymena thermophila SB210 is the source of this 438-nucleotide messenger RNA. RefSeq names its product transmembrane protein, putative. The transcript has a single exon. NCBI's taxonomy places the organism in Eukaryota, Ciliophora, Oligohymenophorea, Hymenostomatida, Tetrahymenidae. The record is from RefSeq and is a predicted model, not a curated record.
AUGACUUUAAAACUGCAUUACUUACAUGAACAUAUUCAGAAUUAUCUACAUUUGAAGAGCAAAGGCUUUUAUUUAAGCUAAAUCUCUCUUCUACAUCGUAACUCUUGUUGUUAUUAUUGGUUAUCUCACUCACAAUAUUAUAUAUCAGUUAGCUUUAUCUUUCACUAUUAUUUUCUGUCUUAUUAUUAUUUUAUUGCUUGUAAUUUAAUGAUUAAUAUGUAAUAUUAGAUGGUUUUAUUAUUUCAAGUAUAAGUACUCCUAAAGAAUAAACAUCUACUUUAUUAUUAAGAAAAUCAAAUUUCUAAUUUUCAUCAUUUAAAAACCACUGCAACUCAGGAGAAAUAUAUUUCUUAUCAAAACUAUCAGGUAUCUAUCUAGAUUUUAAUUAAGCAAAUUAAUCAAAGAAAGAAAGUUUGUAAAUUCCAUCUUCUGAUUUGA